Molecule: messenger RNA, 2072 nt
Organism: Clupea harengus (Atlantic herring)
Lineage: Eukaryota; Metazoa; Chordata; Actinopteri; Clupeiformes; Clupeidae
Gene: g6pd
Product: glucose-6-phosphate dehydrogenase
Exons: 13
Coding region: 463-2004 (513 amino acids)
Biological process (GO): glucose metabolic process; pentose-phosphate shunt, oxidative branch
Cellular component (GO): cytosol
Molecular function (GO): glucose-6-phosphate dehydrogenase activity; NADP binding
Source: RefSeq, a predicted model, not a curated record
CAACGUAAAAGCGCAACCAUCAGUAUUCUACGUCAGAAUGAUGGUACAUAAGCUGAGUUACUUGUGUGUGAUUUGAAUUGAUCAAAUGUGGCUAUGAAGAACUCUAUUACUAAAAACAAGCCAGCUUGUUUUUGUAAUAUAGCGUCUAUAUGUGUAUAGCCGGCUGUAAGUUCUGGUGCGGUCUAGUCAAGCUGAGCCUUUUAAAUAAGGGAUUGGACUGCGGAUUUUGCUAAUAACAUUAGCCUUCACUGGGUAAGCUAGUUGGAGUUACGCUGUACAUUUAGGUAGUUAUUUUUGCGUCAGCAAAGUGCGAGGAUGUAGCUCUUUUACAUUCAGGAUGGAACCUAUUGGAAAGAGUACACAAUAGAAUAUAUGUAACCUUUUUAACACCCCCACCCUACCUUAUACUUUUUAGAACGGCCCCACACGGCGCAAAUAAGCGCCCAGAAACAACCUGAGAAGAUGAGCCUGCCACUCUCUCGAUCCGAAGUGUUCGGGCAGCUUCGGAAAGACCUUUAUGAUGAUGAGGAGUUCCAUCAGACGGAUGUUCACAUCUUUAUCAUCAUGGGUGCUUCGGGGGAUCUAGCCAAAAAGAAAAUCUACCCGACACUAUGGUGGCUCUUCAGGGACGGGCUCCUCCCAGAGGACACUUACUUCGUGGGCUUCGCCCGCUCGGACCUGACGGUGGACGCCAUUCGGGCUGCGUGCCUGCCACACAUGAAGGUGGGCGAGUCCGAGGCGGAGCGCGUGGAUGCGUUCUUCAAGCGGAACUUCUACGUGAGCGGGAAGUACGACGACGACGCCUCCUUCACCAAGCUGCACGAGUACCUGCUGGGUCUGCCCAGUGGCAGCGAGGCCAACCGCCUCUUCUACCUGGCACUGCCGCCCAGCGUCUACCACAACGUCACCAAGAACAUCCGCAACCACUGCAUGGCCACCAAGGGCUGGAACAGGGUGAUUGUUGAGAAGCCCUUUGGUCAUGACCUCCAGAGUUCCGAGGACCUGUCGAAUCACCUCUCCUCUCUGUUCACGGAGGACCAGAUCUACCGCAUCGACCACUACCUGGGCAAAGAGAUGGUUCAGAAUCUCAUGGUUCUCAGGUUUGGCAACCGUAUCUUUGGUCCUAUUUGGAACAGGGACAGCAUAGCCAGUGUGGUACUGACCUUCAAGGAGCCUUUUGGCACACAGGGUCGAGGCGGCUAUUUCGACGAGUUUGGCAUCAUCCGUGAUGUCAUGCAGAACCACCUUCUCCAGAUGCUUUGUCUGGUUGCCAUGGAGAAACCCGCCUCCACCAGUUCCGACGACGUUCGAGAUGAGAAGGUGAAAGUGCUGAAGUGCAUUUCUCCACUCACCCUGGAUAAUGCCGUGUUGGGACAGUACGUGGGGAAUCCGGAGGGGGAGGGAGACGCGAAGCUCAGCUACCUGGACGACCCCACCGUUCCCAAAGGAUCCACGACCGCCACCUUCGCCACCGCGGUCAUUUACGUCAACAACGAGCGCUGGGAUGGUGUUCCGUUUAUCCUGCGGUGUGGCAAGGCUCUGAAUGAGCGGAAGGCCGAGGUGCGGCUGCAGUUUAAGGACGUGCCCGGCGACAUCUUCGGCUCGCAGUGCCGGCGCAACGAGCUGGUGGUGCGCGUGCAGCCCAACGAGGCCAUCUACGCCAAGAUGAUGACCAAGAAGCCCGGCGUCUACUUCAGCCCCGAGGAGACCGAGUUGGACCUCACCUACGGCAGCAGAUACAAGGAUGUCAAACUGCCUGAUGCAUACGAGCGUCUUAUCCUGGACGUUUUCUGUGGCAGUCAGAUGCACUUUGUGCGCAGCGAUGAACUAAGGGAAGCGUGGAGGAUCUUCACUCCUCUUCUUCAUCAGGUAGAGAAAGAGAAGACGCCCCCCAUCAAGUACACUUAUGGAAGCCGUGGUCCCCCAGAGGCCGACGAGCUCCUGCAGAGGGUUGGCUUCCGCUACGCCGGCACUUACAAAUGGGUUGAACCCCACAGGCUGUGAAGAUGAACCACAUGAACCACAUCUCCAGGAAGUCAGCGGGGGGGGGCAGAGAAGGAAGCAAAGAAAGA